Messenger RNA from Brienomyrus brachyistius, 3020 nucleotides. RefSeq lists its product as uncharacterized. Lineage: Eukaryota; Metazoa; Chordata; Actinopteri; Osteoglossiformes; Mormyridae. Bases 152 to 2173 code for a protein of 673 amino acids. The transcript has 2 exons. The record is from RefSeq and is a predicted model, not a curated record.
GUGGGGGUGCAGGGGGCGGGACAGAGAGGGCAGAGAAUAAAAGCUGCUCACGACAACCGCAGAGAUCACAAAGUCUGAGACAGGAAGGCUUGGAAGCUGCAAGUACCUGCAAGUAUUUGUUCUGAUUACUGCAUCACCAGGAAAGAAGACAAUGGGAGACUUAGUGAAAGCUACCCAAUCAAUUACCAAGGCUCAGGAUUUCAGAGAUGACACCAAAAUAAUAAUGCAACCAUAUGCUAACUGGGAGGAGUACUUGGUACCUGCCCCAGUCUCCAUAGCCAUUCUAGGGGAGCUGGUCUUUAUUUCUUCCAAUGUAGAUUUCUCCAUUGGCCAAAAGCCUCCUUCUGGUGGGUUUCAGUACAUCAAGUACCCAGACUCAUUCCGUGCCUGUCUUAUGCAAGUGGCUAAUGCCGGAUGGGCGGCAUUCAAUACAGCUCACACAAACAUGGACCAGAUCCGUCUCCACACUGGCAAUGUGCCAGCUUACAUCAAGGAGUCAGUGAAUAUAUUACUGAAGGAGGAUGAUAAGCUUGUUGAAAUUUGUCUCCCUGACCAAAUAGAACAAAUAUCUACUAUAUCAGAUGAAUGUGUAAAAUUGGCUGAUCAAGCAGAGAAAAAGUUCACCGCUGUAAUUUAUCUGAUCCAAGAACUUUUGGAAGCUUGUAUAAGUGCAAAGAAGGUAUAUGGUGAUGAUCUGGAGGCUAUCAAGCGUAAAAUUGAGGAGACAAAUAUGAGAAAAGAGGAUUCAGAGAAAGCAAAGGAAAGGGCUCAGAAAACACUUGAGGACAUGAAUAAACGUUUAGAUGAGUCACAGAAGACUUUUGAUAAAGCAAUGGAUUCACUGCCGUCUGGGUGGGAUGUGAUUGGCAUGAACUUUGUAGAGGGACUCACUGAUGGUCUGUUAGGUAUAUUUUCACAUGCAACUAAAAGCAUGGCAGAAACACCAAAGGACAAAAAGGACCAUGACGACGUUGGCGCUAUGAGCAACGUACUUUCCAAAGCAGGGCAGAUUCUGAAACUGGCCCAGACACUGAACAGCUUCAUUGACAAACAGCAAAUUAAAUGGUCUGAUAUAUACGAUCAAAAGGAAGACAAAACAAAGACGGCGUAUGUGGGGGAACAAUAUACUCAGAUAAAAACCUCAGUGGAGGACGAGAAAGACUGUAAAGCCAAAAAGGCCACACUCGACAUCUGCACAGACGCCAUUGAACUGUGCUCUGAGCUCUCAAAGAUCGCACCUGACGGGAAAUGCGACGCUGCCAAGACAAAGGGCUUGAUUGGAAGAAUGCAGGAGCUGUUGAAGCAGUGUCGGAAAUUAGACUGUGACAACAAGGCCUUCACAAACACUCCAGCCUUCCAACCUGAACCGCCGCAUCAAGCAAAAGAAGGUGGAGGAAAACGGGCAGGUGAGAUGGCGGUGGAGAACGCCCGUUACCGCAUAGAGGAAGCUAAAACUCAGAUGGAAAAGGCAAGAGAGAUGCAAAAAGAGAGUUUGGCAAACCUGGAGAAAAACCAGAAGGAGCUGACAGAGAUCUUAGUCACACUGCGGGGUUGUCAAGUGAAAGAGAUCGACUUCAACACCACCAUUAAGGUACUGGUUAAGGGUCUAGAUGCGAUGGGAAGAGUGAAAGAGCAGUGGGAGAAGAUGGUCCGCUUCUUUCAGAUGAUCUCAAACAUCGUGAAAUCCUGCCUGAGUACCUCUCUGACAAAUUUUGUCAAAAAAGCUGGACAGGCAUCUCAGAAAAAGCUGCCGUAUGACACAAAGAAAUAUCUCAAAGAUGCAAUGUACCAGCAGGCCCUUGCUGCGUCGAAUGUAGCCAGCUUGGUUAACAUGAUCUCAGGGACCUACGUUGAGGUUUCUGACAAACACCUGAUGGACAGGGUCAGCAGUCUGGGCAAACUCAUGGCUCUGGAUCCCAGCAAACCAGAUUUUGAGACUGAACGCAAAAAAUUACAAGAUGCAUGUGAUGCAGCUCAAGACGCAAUAAGGGAUCUUGUGGUAACAAACAGGAAGAAAUUUGAUCUGAAGGCAAAAGAGAGAAUGGAGAAGAUUGUAAUGGAGCUACAGCCAAUGUUACCCCCAGUAUCUGAGGAGAAAAUGAAAGAGAUCAAAGAAAUUACAAAUUCUUCAUUUAAAGAAAUGAGUAAGGAGGAUGAGGAUCAGUAUGCAUAAAGGUUCUGCAAAAACAUAAAUGAAUCUUAAAAUUAUGGUAGAACAGGAAAAUAUAUCUGAAUAGUUGUGUUGGUAUGCAUGCAUGCUUAUAUUUAACACACAUCAGUUAAAGUUUUUGUGUACUGCUUGAAAUGGUAUUCUGUUGGUAAUUAGUAAUUCAUUUUGUUUAACUGAUGCUAGAUUUACUGCUGCGUAUAAUCAGUAUGAGUCUCAUCCAGGGAACAACCAAAGCAAUCAGUGAAAGGAAAAAUGUGGCAGAUGGGUUUGACAUGUGGAGAAAACCUUUUUUUAGUUCAAGUGCCAGGUCUGAAGACACCCUGGAGUCUGGGACACCAAGCAAGUUCAACACAGCUUAAGCCCAGGGGUGGAGAUCCACUAGCAGAAGAGACCUGAAGUCAGGCUGAUCUCACGAUCAAAGGUCAAGGCAAAAGAGGUAGAAGACGACAACCCAGGGUCUCACCAAAGAUCACGUCCAUCUCACAGCUCUGGGUUCGCGUUUGCAUGUUUUCCCACUUUGCAAGAGCUCUUCAGAGCCAUGAACUUGUGAAUUUGUGCUUCACAAACUGUAGAGAUGGAGACAUGAAGAGUUUUAAUCCAGUUAUUUAAUGUUUGAUCCUUCAUGUAAUGUGUUCUGCUUAUAUGCAUUUAACCUCAAAGAUUAAAAUUAGUGACUGGUAUAAAUUUACAUAUCAGGGUCUAUAGGAGAGGUAGCAGUGUGCAGUUAAAAUCGUGUGAAUUGGAAAUCAUAUAUAAACAGAUUUUGUUUGGUGUUUGGGCUGUGGGAAAGAGCAGUCAUGUGACUUUGUUCUAAUUUCAAGAUAAAAAAUAAAUAACUCCAUGUAUCAAA